CCCAUUGGCGGCGCCGGCCGGCGGCGCGCUCCCGCGGGCAAAGGGCGCGGUUCCCAGCUCGGUCCGCCGCUCCCAUGUUCGGCGAGCGGGCCGCGGAGCUGGUGCGGGGGCUGCACCGCGCCGCUGACGGGCACCUUCCCGCCUUCCACGACGAUGGACUCCGGCAAGUUCUUGAGGAGAUGAAAGCUUUGUAUGAACAGAACCAGGCUGAUGUAAAUGAGGCUAAAUCAGGACGAAGUGACUUAAUCCGAACAAUCAAAUUUCGUCAUUGUUCUCUGCUGCGAAAUCGACGAUGUGUUGUUGCAUAUCUGUAUGACCGGUUGCUUCGGAUCCGAGCCCUCAGGUGGGAGUAUGGCAGUGUCUUGCCAAAUGACCUCCGAUUUCACAUGUCCGCUGAAGAAACGGAGUGGUUCAAUCAGUAUAAAAAGUCUCUUGCUACCUACAUGAGGUCUCUAGGAGGAGAGGAAGGGCUGGACCUUACACAGGACAUGAAACCUCCCAAAAGCUUAUACAUCGAAGUUCGGUGUUUAAAGGAUCAUGGAGAAUUUGAGAUUGACGACGGUACAACAAUUCUGUUGAAGAAGAAUAGCCAGCAUUUUUUACCACGCUGGAAAUGCGAACAGUUAAUCAGACAAGGAGUUCUGGAGCACGUUCUGUCAUGAACACAGUGCGGGAGUUGUGGGCCAGCCUCCAUCGACCCUCCUUCCUUGACAAACUCUCUGUAUGAAGGAAAUCAAACCAACUGUAGUGAUGAUUUUAGCAGUGGCAAAUACAGCUUUUCUAGUGUAA
Messenger RNA from Caretta caretta (loggerhead turtle), 789 nucleotides. It is a transcript of the gene GINS1, whose product is annotated as GINS complex subunit 1. Gene Ontology annotation, biological process: DNA replication; DNA strand elongation involved in mitotic DNA replication. Lineage: Eukaryota; Metazoa; Chordata; Testudines; Cheloniidae. Gene Ontology annotation, cellular component: GINS complex. The record is from RefSeq and is a predicted model, not a curated record.